UCCCUUCGCGUAUAUGCCUAUGUGUACGCUCGCGUGUGUGUACAUACGUAGUACACAUAGGUCCCUUCGUCCGUUCCUCCCUUACUCAGCCACGCCGUCUCGCCGUCUCUCUCCGUCUCGCUUAGUCUCGCUCCGUCUCUCCAUCCUAUUCUUCCAAAUAAAUGAAAAAAUAAAUGAAACCGACUGUGCGCGAGUUCGUGUUUUGUAAACAGGCAGAACAAUACUGUUCUAUUAUCCUUGGUGAGACAUCGCCUAGGCGAAUCCCAUCCGUCUGUGCCUCGUUAAUUAUUUCUAACGGUUUUAAAGUGUAGCGUAAGCUUUUGUUUACCAAAAGUGACAGCGACUCCUUUUUGCUGGUCAUGCUCGCUGUACUUUCGCGACUGCGAGAUUCCGAGAUGGCUGGGCUGGAUUAUUCCUAUUGCAUACGUUGAUCGAAGAAUUUCAAGCGUUUUCUACGAAUGUGAGAUGAGAGUCGUUCCACACCCUGCGAAGCUUAGAAAUAUUUGCAGAGGUGCCAAAAGAGCGAUAGCUGCGUGCGAGGCUCGGUCGGUUUAAGUUCUUCCGCUCUACGCUUAAGUAGCUGUUGAGAUCGGUGAAAUUAUUUGCACUGCCAAAUAGUGAAGUAUGAAAUCGCAUAACUUUAUGUGAAUUAAUAGUAAAAUUUUCUCAAGCAAAACGCAGAUCGAGAUGCGGGUCUUGCUAGUCCUGCAUUGGAGCUCCGUUCUUGUGGGCAAAUAAGGUCUUGGCUUUAAGAUGUUUGGAAAAGUACCUGCGCCGAAUAUUCCUGGAUCGCCUAAGGCUUGCAUAAAACCAGCUGGAUCGUGCCUGUCCUGCUUUGCUGCCAAGGAUGGCACAACAGCUACCUCCGACGAUAAAGCCAAAUUAUGGAGGGCCAAAAACAAUAGUACCUCCAUCAUCUCAGAAAUUCCUUGCAAUGUGCAACCAUCCGAGGUCGCAAGAUGCUGCAGGACAGAGGCUGUGAAUCCUUUCGUAGAAAUUCAGCGUUGCAAAAGUUCUGUGAAUUCCAUGGCUAACUCUGUCGGUUAUAAGUGUUCCUCCAAUCUUGGUUAUUCUGGUGCAUCGAGAACUUCCAACAACAGUGCUUCCAAAUCCCCCAAUAGUUAUGAAUUACGCAACUCUAACGUUGAAUUCAUAACUAAUCGUCAUCAUCGGGAAGUGAUAAAGUGUACCAAAAAAUCAUUGUCAUCUACCAGAGACUCGCAAGCUGUCGAUGCAAACAAAAUAAUUGGCAGGGAUCAGGCGAGAAGAACGAGUAACGAAGAUGUGGACGAACUAGAUGCAUCUAUGCUUCCAAAUUCUAGAUUAGAGCCAUUAGUAAUUAAUCAGAAGUCCCAAGUUAACGAAGCUCAGGACUUUACUACCUCUACACCAUCCAAAGAUGGCAAAUACGAUGACAAGGAAAAUAUGCCAACGGAGCUUCAAUCGUCACCUAGAAGUUACAAGGAUCGCGAAAAGUGUAAAGACACAUGGAAGCCCACAGAGCUCGAUAAUAACUUUUCUAGUUUUAAUCCUCAUGCUGGAGAUUGUAUGCAGGACAAAAGGCGAACAGGUGCUUCUUGUCAAGCACUUAGGCAUGCCGUUGCAUCCUUGAAUCGGCUCGAUGACUUCCACCUUGAGAAAAUUGGUGCUGGCUUCUUUUCAGAGGUCUUCAAGGUCACUCAUAAAGUUACAGGUCAAGUAAUGGUUCUCAAAAUGAAUCAACUUCCGGCAAAUCGACCGAACAUGCUCAAGGAAGUGCAACUGAUGAACAAACUCAGUCAUCCUAACAUAUUAAGGUUCAUGGGUGUCUGCGUCCACGAGGGCCAACUCCACGCACUGACGGAGUACAUAAACAGCGGCAGUCUGGAGCAGCUUAUUAUGUCGCGUCAUACACCCCUACCGCACCUAACGCGCAUGAAACUCGCCCGCGACACGUCCUGCGGCAUGGCCUAUCUGCACAGCAAGGGCCUCUUUCAUCGGGACCUCACGUCCAAGAACGUGCUGGUGAAGAGGAACGAGGCAAACGAGGAGCUGACUGCCGUAGUCGGGGACUUUGGCCUCGCCGCCAAAAUCCCGGAACCGAGCACCGGCUACAGACUGAGCACCGUGGGGAGUCCAUACUGGAUGUCGCCCGAGUGCCUCAAGGGUCAGUGGUACGAUCACAGGUCGGACGUAUUCUCAUUCGGGAUCGUCGUGUGCGAGCUAAUCGGUAGGGUGCCGGCCGACCCGGACGUGCUCCCGAGAUCCGACAACUUUGGCCUCGACUACCUGGCAGUGGCGGAGAUCUGUGCGGCCGCCGAUCCCCCGCCGGCCUUCCUUCAACUUGCCUUCCACUGUUGCACGUACGAGCCUCGCUCCCGACCAACAUUCCCAGAGAUCGUGCAGACGCUGGACAACCUGAUCACAGCUCACGAGGACGAGACGAAAGCCAACCCGAACAAGCGACAGUCGGUGGACCAGGAGCUGAUAUCGAGCAUCGAGAUCGUACGCCAGUCCCGACCGAUGAGCCGCCGUACCACGAGACUUCGGAGCCACUCGGCGGACGCGCGCGCAUGCGCGAACCCUACGGCCCCCUGCGAUAAGGCCCGGUGUCAUUCGGCACGACGAGUCGCCGAGUUGGCCAGCCGUAGGGAUCCGCACUACCGGCCCAUGACGGCCAAUCCCUUCCACGCACUCGGCGGCGUCAAGAAGAUACUCGGCGAUCUAUUCUCCAGCUGCCUCGAGCUGACGUCGCUCGAGGACGUCGGCCAAGGCGCCGCUGAGGCUGGCAUUAGAAAAUUCAAGCCCCUCGCCGCGCAGAACGAUAGUAUCGCCAAGAUAUUGGAGAGGAAGAAGCCCAGCUCCGAGCCCAGCAGCCCCACGGCCAGAAAGAAGUGGGAGAGGAAGGUGUCGACGAAGAUCGGAGCGGCCAACCUCUUUGCACACCCACUCUUUCGAGAUGGAUGGGAGCCCCAUCGGCGCGGAAGCUGCGAGUCCGGUUUUUGGAGCUGCGUGGGCGAGGAUCUGAGUCCAGAGCCUCCAAAUCGUCGUCACGCCUCGACUCUAAGCAGUUCCGCGGCCUCCAGUCUCUUUCUCCUCGACGACCAUCGCACGAGCUCCAUUUACACGGAUUCUAGCGAGGACAUAGCGAGCCUCGGAGGUGGCGACUCGACCUGCUGGGAGGACAGGCUCGAUAGACUCGGACCCUCGAGCAAGACCAUCGCCAAGAUCGUGGAUUAUUUCGAGAGGAAGCAAGCCGGCGCGGGCAAGCUCGGCGAGCACGGACUUGAGGUCGUCGCGCCAAGUAGGAUCGCGCUGCUGAGGGCGAGGCUCGACGGAAGUGCGCCCCUCUGCAGUAUAAGCGCCGUCCAGAGGCUCGUCGUUUGUGAAGGGGCGGUGCGAAGUAAGCUGCCCCUGUUCGAUAAAAAGUGA
Messenger RNA from Ceratosolen solmsi marchali, 3411 nucleotides. It is a transcript of the gene cdi, whose product is annotated as serine/threonine kinase. The transcript has 5 exons. The record is from RefSeq and is a predicted model, not a curated record. Gene Ontology annotation, biological process: actin cytoskeleton organization; protein phosphorylation. Gene Ontology annotation, molecular function: ATP binding; protein serine/threonine kinase activity. Bases 754 to 3411 code for a protein of 885 amino acids. Lineage: Eukaryota; Metazoa; Arthropoda; Insecta; Hymenoptera; Agaonidae. Gene Ontology annotation, cellular component: cytoplasm; nucleus.